GACAGUGAGCACUUCCUCACCAUCCCAGGCAAUCAGGCCAGACGCACACAGGCAGCAGUCUCGGAUUGAAUACUCAACUGCGCUCCUUUGUCCUUCGUUGCGUUGCUUGCUUCUUAUUUUUCUAAAAUAAAUCUUGCUACCACUGCACUGAGUUAUUGCAGAUGAUAUCGAAUGUUGAAAUAUUUAGCACUAAAUAUUAGUUUCCGUUCUAUUCGAGAGAAAUAAAAGAAUUCGUCAGUGUAAUAGUUUUUUUCGCGUUGCGCUGUGUUAUGUUUCUUGCUGACAUUACUUAUGAAAAUCUAUACCUUACGUACAGUAAUACAAUCCCAGCCUUCACAUGAUCAAUGAAAAAGUACGUCCGAUUUUUGCAAAAGUUAGAAAUAAAGUCCAGAAAAUUGAUUGACUCUGAAAUGAUUUCUCCAAAGAUGAUGCAAACAGUGUGAACGAUUGCAAGACGUACUUAUUAAAAUGGACGGUAUUUUUGGUAAGCUGAUCGCUUCAAAGUGAGAAAACCGAAUAAAAAUCGUCCCAGGUACAAAACGAAAGCUCAAAAACAUGUCGAACAAAAUGCUGACCUAUCUCGCACUCAUAGGGAUCAUCGCUGGUAGCGUAGGCGGAACAAUAUCGGAGGAACCUUCCUUCGUCGAGCCCAUCCCCAACAUUACCAUUGCAGCAGGUCGAGAUAUAAGGCUUUCGUGCGUAGUGGAUAAUCUGGGUUCGUAUAAGGUCGCAUGGAUCGCCUUCGACAAAUCUGCCAUCCUGACAGUCCAAGAUCACGUCAUCACGAGGAACCCCAGAGUCAAAGUGACACACGACGGUCAACGAACCUGGACUCUCCACAUAUCACGGGUCAACUCGACCGAUGCCGGAACUUAUAUGUGUCAGGUCAACACCAUCAUCGCCAAGAGUCAAUUCGGAGUGUUAACUGUUGUCGUUCCCCCAAAUAUCAUAGACAGCGACACCUCGGGAGAUGUCAUGGCUCAAGAAGGUGCCAACAUCAACCUCACCUGCAACGCCUCGGGAACGCCUCAGCCAUCAAUCACCUGGAGGAGGGAAGACAACAUAAAGAUCAACAUCAACAAAACUCUUCAAGUGGCUGAACACAAUGGAGUUCAUUUGCAUCUGGAACGGAUUAGUCGGAUGGACAUGGCGGCGUACCUGUGCAUCGCUAGCAAUGGUGUUCCGCCUAUUGUCAGCAAGAGAAUUCAAGUCAGCGUCGAAUUUCCACCGAUGAUGAGCAUCCCCCACCAACUAGUCGGCGCCCCCUUAGGAUACAGUAUCACAAUGGAAUGCACCAUCGAAGCCCACCCUCUCACCUACUGGACCCUGGGGCAAAGCGCUAUGCUCCACCAAGGACGCAAAUACCAUAUCACAAACACAAUAGGAGAGGUGCCCUACAGGACGCAUAUGAAGCUCACGGUCAAAAGUCUUCAACGAGAGGAUUACGGGUCGUACAAGUGCGUGGCCAAGAACUCGAGAGGAGACACGGAGGGGCUCAUCAAGUUAUAUGAGACCCAUCCACCAACGACGCCACCGACAAGUCCGCCGUCAUAUCUUGAUAAAUUAUUUCAAGAUUUCAAUUUCAAGACGACCAACAUGGCGGCCACAAACAGCGACGAGGACACACUGCCUGAUGGUCAUUCCGAAGAAGCGAUGGACAGACAGCGCAAAGAGGAAGAGGAAAACCAAAACGUACUGAGAAUUGAAAAGGGAAGCAGAGAAGAGAAACACAUACAAGACAGCCGCUCUCAGAAUGGAGACAACGGUUACGACGCCGAAGCCGAAGCCAACGAAGAGCAAGAACACAGAUUCAUUCGCUUUUUGAGCCAUGGAUUGACCGUUCACCAGACAAAUUCGGUCCCAAUCCUGCGAUGCCUGAGUAUUGCAGCAGUGGUUUACUUCCAGUACCCCUUGUGAUGUCUAGGAAGUGAAAAUUCCUCCCUCUUCAGUAACCAUCUUGUGAAUAGUAGUUAUAAGUGAAUCUUUUCCAGUUCAUCGUACCCUUUUUAAAACUAUGUGUAACAAAAUAUGUCAAUCUGUACUUUGGUGUGAACACAUGUAGGUGUGGACCGUCUCUAGUGCACACUUUCUUAGCAACGUGACAAAAAGAUGUUUCUAGAGAUGCUGUAGAUACAACUGUCUUCACUUGUCUUCUGUCAUUCGAUAUUAUAAGAUGAUAUCAUAUCUGUGAUGAUGAUAACUGUUGUGGAUAUGUGUAAUAACAUUUAUAUUUUUAUGGAAAACAUCUAUAAGUAUUGUAUAAAGCUAAGCUUCGCUAAAUUAGAUAUUUGUCAAUUUCUGUACACAAUAAAGGAGUGC
This is a messenger RNA of Macrobrachium nipponense, 2319 nucleotides long. RefSeq names its product lachesin-like. The record is from RefSeq and is a predicted model, not a curated record. Lineage: Eukaryota; Metazoa; Arthropoda; Malacostraca; Decapoda; Palaemonidae. Gene Ontology annotation, cellular component: neuron projection.